Prorocentrum cordatum is the source of this 2197-nucleotide messenger RNA. NCBI's taxonomy places the organism in Eukaryota, Dinophyceae, Prorocentrales, Prorocentraceae. The record is from the annotation of a GenBank genome assembly.
GGCCCCUGGAGGUCGAAGACUGCCCAACUCCCGCCGCUCCAGACAGUUUUUGGAGCGCCGCGUCGGAUCUCCGGGGCGGGCGCCCUCCGAGCAGAACAUGGCCAACAGCUCCUGGGCGGCGGCCAUGGUGGGCUUCCGGGACUCCCGGUGGCUCGACGCAGCGGCCGCCGCGGCGGUGAGGCGCAUCGGGGAUUGCUCGACGCUGCACCUGGCGCAGUUGGCGUUCGCCUUCUCCCGCUUCACCUUCGCUGGGGAAAGGCACGGCCUGCUCCCCGCCCUGCUGGCGGAGACGCUGCGGAGGGUCGAGGCUGCCCCUGCCGCCGGCCUUCGCACGCUCAGCAACAGGGAAAAGAAGGAGCUUAAAAAGCAGCGGAAGCUGCUCGACGUGGAGCGCAGCCUUCGCAGGCCUGGCUGGGAGAAGGACCCAGACACGGUGCCGCUGGAGGUGCCCAGCGCGGAGCACCAGCGCGCGGGCCUCGAGUGGAUCUGGGAGCAACUCGUAGCCAGGGCCGAGGAUCACAGAGCCCGCUUCCCAGAGGCCGCAGAGCACGAGCAGCUCUUGCCGUCGCGCGCCUGCCUCCCGGCCCGAGCCGCCGUGCAGUCCCAGCUCUGCGGGCAGCGCGAGCCCGCGGGGGCGGCUCGGCGGCUCCGCGCACGCCGCACGGAGCUGGAGAGGGUGGACCACGAGCUGCACGAGCAGCAGGCCCUUCCGAAGGCGGGGCCCCUCGCCGGCGAGCUGUCCGCCGCGCUCGGGGGCAUGCGGGGCAGGCUGCUGAAGGCCGCGAAGUCUUACAAAGCGCAGACGGACUGGAGUACCUUUGCGCCCUCCGAGCCGGUCGUGGCGGUGAAGCAUUUCUACGACGUCUCCGAGGACAGCUGGGUGGAAGAGACUGUGAUGGUGGAGAUCGACAGCAAGCCGUUCGGGCAUGGGGCACUACGAGAGUGCUUCCGCAUGCGCGAGGUGCCGAUGAGAGUGGACGGGCACUUCUCCCGCCAGCGAGACGAGGACGAGGUUGGGACGCCGAAGAGCGCCAAUAUCCAAGAUACGGUCGCAGCGAUGAUGCAGAUAUCGAACAAGACGAAGAGGCGCUGCUGGGUGGCCAAGAGGUCGACGACUGGGCACGGCGACCUCGAGAAGCACAAGCAGGACUGCCUGGCCGACGCCGCGCUGCAGCAGGUGGCCAAGCACCACGCCGAGGCGUUCAACAGCGCCCGGAGGUCCAUCGGACACGUGCCGGCACACAUCGGGAUGCACGAGGUGGACUUUCUCAUGUCGCACGUCAUCGAGCUGCCCGACGGCAGCACGUACGGCGUCGAGGCCUUCGUCUUCGGCCACUACGAGAAGUACAACAACAACUCGGGCGGCGUCAUGCGGCCACUCGAUUGGGUGACGCCGCAGGCGUUCAGCUACUUCACCUUCGUGCACUCGGGGUACCGGCAGAUGGUCGUGGACAUCCAGGGAGUGGACGACAUCUUCACCGAUCCAGUCCUGCACUAUCUCCCCGAGCACAACAGGUUCGCGCUCUUCCUGUGGAGCCACCGCCGCAACCCGAUCGACAAGCUCCUGGGCCUGGCCACCUUCCCGCACGCCGUGUCCGAGCAGCGGGCGGUGGGCGGCGUCGCUGGGCUCACCGUGGCGCACCUGGCGACCGUGGAGAGGCCGCCGCCUGCAGCGGGCCUGCAGCGGGCAGCCUCGGCGCAGCCGUCGGCGUCGCCGACGCACCACAGCGUACCCCUCGCGGACGUUCCAGGCGUGAAUUUGCAGGUUAGUAGCUGGAGCGGCGUAAGGGCGCGCGGGGUCGGCGCGGCCGAGGGCCAUGCCCUGCCGUUGGACCUUGUCCUGGCCGCGUGCCACAUGGAGCUGGCGCUCAUGUACAACGAGGGCCGCAUCGGCGAAGGGAACGAUAAGCAGUCCGAAAACGAAGCCGCCGUGUUCCACCUGGUUCUGGCGGCGAGGGAGGGCCUGAUGGAGGCAGAGGCGCAGGACCCGGUCCUGUCCCUCUUCCACGGCGUCCGAUUCCUGAAAUUUGAGCUCCGAGCUCCAGCCUUGCGGACGUUUGCCGGGCUCGUGCAGGGACAACAGAAAACGGGGAUCCGAGAUAUCAAGGCCCCAUUCAGCGGCACUGAACCGAUGGUGAGCAAAACUGUGAAGUCUGGCACCGGGCACGGCAGCAUCCACAGGGGCGGUGCUUGCUAG